This is a messenger RNA of Theileria orientalis strain Shintoku, 1413 nucleotides long. Its product is annotated as ATP-dependent RNA helicase. NCBI's taxonomy places the organism in Eukaryota, Apicomplexa, Aconoidasida, Piroplasmida, Theileriidae. Gene Ontology annotation, molecular function: ATP binding; RNA helicase activity; nucleic acid binding. The transcript is spliced from 8 exons. The coding region runs from base 1 to 1413 and encodes 470 amino acids. The record is from RefSeq and is a predicted model, not a curated record.
AUGGAUAAUGAGUACAGUUCUGACUCUGAUCCCGACGUGGAAUUGGAGAAGUAUAAAUCGCGUUUGAUGUCCUCAAUUAAUCGCAAAGCCGCAUCUAAGAACGGUGCAGGACUGAAAGAAAUAGAAGAAACCGAAAAUGAAGCGGAUGAUGGUAAAAAGGGUGUAACUUUCGAAGAUUUGGGGGUAUCUCCCGAACUGUGUAGAGCCUGUAAACAGCUGGGAUGGAAACGGCCGACAAAAAUACAAGUGGAAGCGAUUCCAGUGGCCUUGCAGGGGAAAGAUAUCAUUGGCCUGGCGGAAACAGGGUCCGGAAAGACGGCAGCGUUCACAAUUCCGAUCCUACAAAAGUUGUUGGAGAAGCCUCAGAGGUUAUUUUCACUAAUACUGACGCCAACGAGAGAAUUAUCUCUACAGAUCAAAGAGCAGUUGCUUUCUUUAGGCUCUGAAAUUGGACUGGACGUUUGCCUAAUUUUGGGAGGCUUGGAUAUGGUCACGCAGGCACUGCAGCUGAGUAAAAAGCCGCAUAUAAUCGUAGGAUCGCCGGGAAGAGUGGCAGACCACCUGCAGAACACGAAGGGCUUCUCCCUGGAAACGAUUAAGUUUCUAGUGCUGGACGAAGCAGAUAGAAUACUGUCUAUCGAUUUCGACGACUCGCUGAAUAAAAUCAUACAAAGUUUGCCAAAGGAAAGGAUCACGUACUUGUACAGUGCCACAAUGACGAGCAAAUUGUCGAAACUGCAAAAGGUCACGUUGAUUAAGCCAAUCAACAUUAACACGAAAUAUCACACGAAUCAGCUGUUGAUACAAAAGUAUCUUCUGAUACCACUCAAAUUUAAGUUCACGUACUUGGCGUGUGUGCUAUGGAAGUUUCCGCAAAGCACCUGCAUGAUAUUCUGCAACACGUGUCUGACGUCGCAGAAGGUCACAAUCUUUCUGCAAAAUUUGGAGUUUAAAUCAAUAUGUUUGCAUGGUAAACUGACGCAGACACAAAGACUGAAUUCACUAAAUUCGUUUAAAACAGGAUUAAAAAACGUGUUGGUUGUCACGGAUGUUGGCAGCAGAGGGCUAGAUAUACCGUUAGUCGACUUGGUGAUCAAUUUUGAUGUCCCACAAACGAGCAAGGACUAUAUACACAGAGUGGGAAGAACAGCAAGAGCAGGAAAAUCGGGACUGUCAGUAACAUUCAUAACCCAGUACGACGUGGAGUCGUUUCAAAGAAUCGAGUACACACUGGACAAGAAGCUGGAGGAGUUCACCGAGGUCACCGAAAAUGAAAUGUACGAUAAGCAUGAGGCUUGCUCAAAUAGUCUGAGGAACGCCGAAAUGGACUACAAAAGUAAAUUCCAACUGAUCAGAAAGAACAAUAAAAACCAAAAGUACAACAAGUCGAAGCUUAAGCUGUUGAGAUCAUAG